Spirodela intermedia is the source of this 1663-nucleotide messenger RNA. The record is from the annotation of a GenBank genome assembly. NCBI's taxonomy places the organism in Eukaryota, Viridiplantae, Streptophyta, Magnoliopsida, Alismatales, Araceae.
AUGGGACGGUCGCCGUGCUGCGAGGAGGGCCUGAAGAAGGGGCCGUGGACGCCGGAGGAAGACCAGAAGCUGCUGGCGUACAUCGACAGGAAUGGGCACGGCAGCUGGCGGGCUCUGCCGGCCAAAGCCGGUAACUCGCCCUCUCCUUCUGAGCUUGCCGUCGCCGAUGAAGAGGACGAUCCCUUCACCUUCUCUGUGGUCGACAGGGCUGCAGAGAUGCGGGAAGAGCUGCCGGCUGCGCUGGACAAAUUAUCUGCGCCCGGACAUCAAGAGGGGCAAGUUCAGCUUGCAGGAGGAGCAGACAAUAAUCCAACUCCACGCUCUUCUCGGCAACAGGUUCUUCCUGUUGUUCUUUUUAUUCUGCUUCUUCUGCGUCUUCUCUCUCCUACCCCAACCCCUCCUCGUCAUCUUCUUCUUCUUCUUCCCAACUGCAGAUCUUUCCAUGGCUUCUCCUCCCCAAUUCUCAUCAAAUCCACUCCUCACAAUGCGUCAUCUUAGUCAACGCCGAGAUUUCUCCUCCCCAUCUCAAUUCUCUCAGCUUAGUGGCUCCUGACAUGUUAAUUCACACUCACACGUGCGCGCGCGCGGACACAUAGGAACAAAAAAUGUUUAAUUAUUUUUUAACGUAAGGUUUUUAACCUAUGAAGAAGUAUCAACCAAAUAUUAUCUGCACAGGAUGAAGAGUAGAUAAUAAACAAGGGAUGUGACGCUCAGUGGAUAAUAAUAAUAUUGUUUAAUGUGAUAUUCAAACUUAAGUAGUAUAUUUACAUGCUUCUGUAUUUUUUAAUAAAUUUCCUCGAUCCCAGCAAGAUCAUAAGAUAAUCCGACCGUACAACUAAAAUUGCUUACUCAGGUCAGAAAAUCUUCUGUAAUCAAUUCCCCUCUGCAUCUUGUGGAGCUUCCUUCCACAUCCUUUCUCUCCUCUGAUCGUCGUCUACAUCACUGCUGGUUUAGGUGGUCGGCGAUCGCGUCGCACUUGCCGAAGAGGACGGAUAACGAGAUAAAGAACUUCUGGAACACCCACCUGAAGAAGCGCCUGGCGAAGAUGGGCAUUGACCCCAUCACCCACAAGCCAAGCUCCGAUGCCGUCUCCGCCACCGGCGGCGGCGGCGGCGGCACCACCGCCGCCGCCGCCGCCACCCUCAGCCACAUGGCCCAAUGGGAGAGCGCCCGCCUAGAGGCCGAAGCUCGCCUUGCCAGAGAAUCCAAAAUGCACCGCCCUUCCGCCGCCGCCCACUUCCAGUCUCCGGCUGCGGCGUCCUUCUCCACAUCGACGCCAAUUCACCUCCAAGGCUCCUCCUCAUGUCCUUUGCCCACGCCGCGCCUUGAUCUGGAGUCUCCCACUUCCACGUUGACCUUCUCCGAGAAGACGGAAAGCAUCGUGAGGAGGACGGCCUUCUCCGACGGCCUUGCAUGGCCUGGAGAGCAGUUAAGGAUUGGAUCGUUCUCAGGCUCGGCGGGCGCCGCCAUGGGGAGUCUAGGCGACGGGUUUGUGGAGAUGUUACUCGGCGAUUUCGACCGAUUCCCCGCCGGCGACUGCACCGAUUUCGCCGGCCAUGGGAGAGCGAACGGCGACAACGACGAAGAAAGCAAGAGCUAUUGGACCAGCAUACUGAACCUAGUCAACUCCGCUUCCCCCUCCAACUCGCCUCCCGGGUUCUAG